Messenger RNA from Nerophis lumbriciformis (worm pipefish), 1962 nucleotides. Lineage: Eukaryota; Metazoa; Chordata; Actinopteri; Syngnathiformes; Syngnathidae. The record is from RefSeq and is a predicted model, not a curated record.
UGCAUUAUGGCAAAGGUCAACAGCGAAAUCUCCUCCAUGACAAGAUGCCGCUUGUCCAGUGUCGCGUCUGAUGAGGAGCUGGCCGUUAUCGAAAAUGGAGACAGCAGUCACAAUUCCGAAAGGGCCCUAUCUUCAAAGUCCAACCGAACUGUAUUUACUGGUCCAGGAGCAAUGGCCAGGCUCUCUCACUUCUUCUACAUGCUGCGCAACUGGACCUUCCACAGAAUGAAGCCAAAGGUACCAGAAAGAAACGAUUCCUUCCUGGCACGCUUCCGGGGCCCUGAGCUCAAAGAUGACUCCGGUUGCGAGAGCAAUGUCCUGUCCCUGGGCCACAAUGGACGGAUGCACAGAAAGAAGAAGGAGGUCUGGAUCAUGGACCCAGCUACAGACCUGUACUACAGGUGGCUCACAAUCAUCGCCGGCCCAGUGUUUUACAACCUGAUAAUGAUUGUUACCAGGGCUUGCUUCAAUGAACUCCAGGACCGCUUCACAAAACUUUGGGUGUUCUUAGACUACACCUCAGACUUCAUCUACUACACCGACACCUUUGUCAGAUCAAGGACAGGUUACUUGGAGCAAGGACUGCUGGUGAAGGAGGCCACGAAGCUGAGAGCCAAAUACAGGACCACGUCGCAGUUCAAAUACGACAUGAUUUCCAUGAUCCCCACGGAUCUGCUGUUUCUGAAGUAUGGAUUCAACAACCCUGAGUUCCGAUUUAACCGUCUCUGCAAAAUAUCCAGGUUGUUUGAGUUCUUUGAAAGGACUGAGACCAGGACCAGCUUCCCUAACAUGUUUCGCAUUAGCAAUCUUGUACUCUACAUCCUGGUCAUUAUCCACUGGAACGCCUGUAUGUUCUUCGCCAUCUCAAAGACAAUCGGUUUCGGCUCGGACACUUGGGUGUACCCCAACAUCAGCCAUCCGGAACAUGGCCGCCUUGCCAGGAAGUACAUCUACUCCCUUUACUGGUCCACACUGACCCUUACUACCAUCGGAGAGACACCUCCACCAGUCAGAGAUGUGGAGUACCUCUUCGUCAUUGCGGAUUUCCUCACUGGCGUACUGAUCUUUGCCAGUAUCGUCGGUAACGUCGGUGCCAUGAUCUCCAACAUGAAUGCUUCUCGUGCCGAGUUCCAAGCCAAGAUCGACUCCAUCAAGCAGUAUAUGCAGUUCCGUAAGGUCACCAAAGACCUGGAGGCUCGGGUGAUCAAAUGGUUCGACUACCUGUGGACGGAGAAGAAGACCUGUGAUGAGAAGGAGGUUCUAAAGAAUCUGCCUGACAAGCUCAAGGCUGAGAUCGCCAUCAACGUCCAUCUUGACACGCUUAAGAAAGUGCGCAUCUUCCAGGACUGCGAGGCAGGACUUCUUAUCGAGCUGGUGCUCAAGCUGGAGCCUCAAGUCUUCAGUCCUGGGGACUACAUCUGCAAGAAGGGUGACAUCGGCCGGGAGAUGUACAUCAUCAAAGAGGGCAAGCUAGCGGUGGUGGCCGAUGAUGGCGUCACACAGUUUGUGGUGCUCAGCGACGGUGCAUACUUUGGGGAAAUCAGCAUCUUGGGCAUCAAGGGCAGCAAAGCCGGGAACCGAAGAACCGCCAAUAUCCGAAGCGUGGGUUACUCAGACCUUUUCGCCCUGUCAAAGGAUGACCUGAUGGAGGCGCUGACUGAGUACCCGGAAGCCAAGAAAGCCUUGGAGGAGAAGGGCAAGGCCAUUUUGAUGAAGGACAACCUGAUCGACGAGGCUGUGGCUAAUGCCGGAGCCGACCCCAAAGACAUGGAGGAGAAGCUGACCAGGCUGCAGGACAAUCUGGAUGCCAUGCAAACCAAGUUCGCCAAGCUCAUGGCCGAGUUUACCUCCAGCCAGACGCGCAUGAAGCAAAGGGUCAGUCAAAUGGAGGCCCAGGUGAAGGCUGUCAAACCUGAGGACCUGUCGGAAGUGGUGGCCGACAAAGACAAGAAGGUUCAGUGA